Aspergillus aculeatus ATCC 16872 is the source of this 1062-nucleotide messenger RNA. RefSeq names its product ribonuclease H2 catalytic subunit RNH201. Gene Ontology annotation, biological process: DNA replication, removal of RNA primer; mismatch repair. Bases 1 to 1062 code for a protein of 353 amino acids. Gene Ontology annotation, cellular component: ribonuclease H2 complex. NCBI's taxonomy places the organism in Eukaryota, Fungi, Ascomycota, Eurotiomycetes, Eurotiales, Aspergillaceae. The transcript has a single exon. The record is from RefSeq and is a predicted model, not a curated record. Gene Ontology annotation, molecular function: RNA-DNA hybrid ribonuclease activity; RNA binding.
AUGGGGGAAUCCAUUCAAGAUAAUGUCUGCGAAUUAUCUCCAAAAGCUUCUUCAACUUCGGCUUUCACAGGCGACUUCAUACCCCCCAGCAUAGAUCAUACUAAGAUGCUAUCUGGUGACUCCUUUUCCUACUUUUCACCACGCCCACUCUUCCUCGCUUCAUCCAACUCGACUACCGGGAAUGAACCAUCACAAGACGACUAUCUCGUCCUCGGUGUGGACGAGGCGGGGCGCGGUCCUGUCCUAGGCCCGAUGGUUUACAGUGCCUUCUAUUUGCCGCAGCAGCUUCACCAUUCCCUUCUUUCUCGAAAAUACAGCUUCGAUGAUAGCAAGGUGCUUACGCCCGGGGUGCGCAUGAACCUAAUGAGAGUGUUGUGCACCCCUGGCAAUCCGCUUUUUGAGUGUUGCGGAUGGGCUACGAAGCUGCUAUCAGCACGCGACAUCUCAUCAGGCAUGAUGCGACCAGGCGCUGGGUCUUACAAUCUCAAUGCUCAGGCAAUGGAUGCUACGGUUGAGAUCAUCCGAGGCAUCAUUGAGGAGAGAGGCAUGAAUGUGAGGGAGGUCUACAUUGAUACUAUCGGAAAUCCCGUGACAUAUCAACAAAAAUUGGAGAAACUUUUCCCUUCCCUGAAGAUAACAGUGGCUAAGAAGGCUGAUUCCUUGUAUCCCUGUGUCAGCGCCGCAAGUGUUGUAGCCAAAGUGACAAGGGACAUUGCGUUGGAGCUAAGCCACAAAGAGGUCUCAAGAAGAUGUGCUACUGAAGAGCCUUCUUUAAAGGCCACCAUUCAAAGUUGGGGUAGCGGAUAUCCCUCAGACUCGAAAUGUGUCGGCUGGCUUCGAAACAAUAUGGAUCCUAUCUUCGGGUGGGGACCCGAAUGUCGUUUCAGCUGGGGAACUGCAAAGGAGAUGUUGGAGUUGAAGGGAGGGUCGAAAGUCGACUGGCCGGCGGAGGAAGAUUAUUCACUGCUAAAGGACUUCCUCUUGACAUCUGCCGGUGCCAACACCAAAUUAUACCAUGAACUGCGAGAAUGGUACGGGUCGAGGUCAACAGACAUUCUAUGA